CUUGCGGUGGUUAGUUCUGUUGCGGGCUCUGAGAUGACAUUUGUUGACUCGCACAAAUCCAGACAAGCGAUUUAAUUAGUCAUUAAGUCCUGUCGCGUUUUACCGAAACGCGUUGUUGUAGCAGGCUGUGUCAGUGUUGUAAUUUUCGCUCCCCGUGUAUUGCUUUUGGUUCCUUCAGUCUCCGCCGCGCGUUUUGGGUUUCUCAACUGUCGCCCCCUUUGGAAGAAUGGGGCUCUUUAGGGUUUCGUUUUGCUCUCGGAUUUGACGUUCUGCAGACCAGUCGCACUACCAUCCAAAAACCGUUGCGGAGAGUGUGUGCGUUGGUGGGGGGCUUUUUCCUGCUUUUUAUUCGGACCAUCAAGGAGUAGAAUCUUGCAGCUGUCAUCCUUGGUUAAAGCAGCAGGACCAAGAUGGACGUCAACCUAGACGGAUUGUUCCGCCUCAACGCCACCUACGACUACGACGACGACUACGUGUAUCAAGACGACGAUUCCGAGUCCCGGGGGGGCAGGACGACAUGGAUUCCCCUGGUCUACUCGGCGGUGCUGAUCGUGGGCCUGCUGGGGAACGGGCUGCUGCUGGCGGCGCUGGCCCUGAAGAAGCGAGCGUGGAGGACGUCGGACACCUUCAUCCUUCACCUGAGCGUGGCCGACAUCCUGCUGCUGCUCACGCUGCCCCUGUGGGCAGCGCAGGCCACGCACGCUUGCGGAUGGUGUGUCGGGCUCGCCCUUUGCAGGAUCAGCGCUGUUAUUUUUAAGCUCAACUUCUUCUGCGGGAUCUUUCUCCUGGCCAUCAUCUGUGUGGACCGCUACCUGUGGCUGGUCCACGCCAAGCAGCUGUACUCCCACAAGAAGCCCAUGUUGGUUCACCUAAGCUGCGUGUUGGUGUGGCUAGUCUCCCUACUCCUCACCAUCCCCGAGUGGCUCUUCAUGGUGUUGGAACAGCAUCCUUGGAAGGAGGAGAGGACCCAGUGCGUCCUCAGCCUCUAUCUGGCGAACAUGCAGCUGUCCUCGCGCCUUUCCCACCACGUGCUUAGCACGGCGGCGGCCGUCGUCAUCGGCUUCUCGUGCGUGUCGCUCUGGCUCCGACGCCCCGCCAAUACAUUCCGCAAGAGGGCGGUGACCCUCAUCCUGAUCGGGGUCUUCUCGAUCUGCUGGAUUCCGUACAACGUCGCGCUCAUCGUCGACACAUUCGCCAGUGAGAAGACCCCGGACGGCUCCCGGAAAAUCUCGCUGGCAGCCACGGCGGCGCUGGGCUGCGUCCACGCCUGCCUUCGGCCGCUGCUCUACCUCGGCCUGAGCGGCGAGUUCAGGAAGUGGACACUGGCGACGCUGAGUUGCAAACGAGCAGAACCCAAGGGUUCGGUGUGGGAGCUGGGCGUAGGUGAUGACGCCCCGCUCGAGCAGAGUCCCGAGAUGGAGCAGCUCAACCGGAUCACCAGCGUGGAGCAGCAAUUGCAGUCAAAAAUUUCCGCGUAGCAGAUGUCAUGUAACUCAAUACAAAUCAGCCAUUUUAAGACUUUCUAGCAGAGGCCUAUGAUAAACCCAACUUGACUACAGCUGUACCUUGACUAUUGAGGGCCCCAAGUUACAAGUUUUCAAUGUGACCAAGUUUUAUUUAUUUUUUUGUGACUUACUCCAAUCCUUGCAACAUAGGUCGUUAACAUUAAUUGCUGCGCGCUUAAAGUCAGUGUCAUGUGCUUCAAAAGCAAACAAGGUCUGCUGACUUUUUAUGUCCUGGAGGACAUCAUUUAUUUAUAUAUGUUUUACAUUCAUAAAUACUGAAACAUGGAUCACCAGAGGAGUCCAGACUGUAAUAAUCUUUGGAAUGUGCUCGAGAAGUCAUCCAACAGUGUCCCAGUAAAGUUGUGAAUGAUAUUGUGCUAUAAUCACAGCGACGGGUAAUUUGACUCUCCAAUCGAGUGAGUGACUGUUUUAUGGCUUUCUAGUAGUUUUACUAGCGUAAUGUUAUUCUAUGUUAGAAAGAUAAGCUCCCGUGCUUAUCAGUGUUGUAGGAAUUUACAUUUAAAGAAUUUACCUGUAUGCUCACCACGUAGUUGCCGUUUAGAAGACACAAGUUAACUAAGUGCUGCUUGCAAUAAUUACUUUUCAUUUUUUGUUCACUGAGGUCUGGAGAGGUUAGCGUGACCUCAGGUGGAGCUGUGGCGGGAAACCCCCACGGCAGAGGAAAAGGGGGCCUAGACACCAAUCUCAUGGGAAAGACUAGACAACUUCUUUGUUAACAAUCCAGCUAAAGGACAUCAAACCACACUUCAUCAAGUUGACAAUAACAACUAAGUCAUCAGACGAUUUGCCUCUUUAAAGCAGCAGUGCCGUAAUGCAACUUGCGUGUUCUCGUGAACACAAAGGAAUUUGCUUUUGCGCAAAUCCUGCUGUGCUUUUUUUAUUUUUCAGUGUUACAACAAGUUUGCGGAGGGAAGACAGCAGGUCGACACAGAUACGCGGGUGGGCGGGCUGAUUCAUGGCUUGUGUCUCCGAGGCUAUUAAAAGCUCUCGCUGUCUGUUUUGGAGGGUUUGUCUCGCUCUCGCGCGGCCAACCUGACCAACCUGAUUUGUAAGUUGAGGUCGAGUCAAUGCAAUGACAACGUUCGUGAAUGACAAACAGGGCGGAGGAGCCUUUUUCUGUGUUGACAAAGCCUCCCGUGGGCGGUCUUCGUCAAAUGUUGUUUUGUUUUCUCUCAAUUCAAAAUGUUCUAAGAAAGUAUCAAGAGAAGGCCGUGCUCAAGCCAUUACCACAGAGUCUUGUCAGAUUGAUCACAGAUGUGCAUAGUUGGGUGAAGUUUGCAUGCCUGCACUCUUCUCCUUAUCAACUGAUUUUUUUUCUUUCUUGCAUUAACCGUACAUUGCACAAGAGUGCAAAGCUGCUUUUAUUUUUCCCUCGUUCAAUUCCUGUCACAAUCGCUCAAGGCUUUUUUUAAAGGUGUGCUUUCCUGCCAUCAAGUCAUUAAGAGUCUGCAUGCAGUAUUGGAACAA
Syngnathus acus (greater pipefish) is the source of this 2993-nucleotide messenger RNA. It is a transcript of the gene cxcr3.3, whose product is annotated as chemokine (C-X-C motif) receptor 3, tandem duplicate 3. Lineage: Eukaryota; Metazoa; Chordata; Actinopteri; Syngnathiformes; Syngnathidae. The record is from RefSeq and is a predicted model, not a curated record. Gene Ontology annotation, cellular component: membrane. Gene Ontology annotation, biological process: immune response; G protein-coupled receptor signaling pathway. The transcript is spliced from 3 exons. Gene Ontology annotation, molecular function: G protein-coupled receptor activity. Bases 411 to 1478 code for a protein of 355 amino acids.